Messenger RNA from Symbiodinium natans, 2262 nucleotides. The record is from the annotation of a GenBank genome assembly. Lineage: Eukaryota; Dinophyceae; Suessiales; Symbiodiniaceae.
AUGCGUUUUCAGCUCCGCUGUCAGUUGACCCAGCGGCGCCGGGACUUCGAGGAGAAGGCAUAUCCAAGGGCCUCGACUUUGGAGCCCAGCCGGCUUCCGAGGAAAGGCCGCCGCGGUGGAUGGAUGCAAAGCCCGCAGAGGGGGGUAGCCAAGUUGGAUGGCACGAAUUCUGCACAGCGUGCCUGGUGGGCCGAGCGGGCGGCCUCCAUUGAUGAUACCUUCGUAUCGAAGCUGCAGGAGGCAAGGUCGGAAACUGGCGACUUGCAGGACCUCUUGGACAAGCAUCUUUCAGAGAUGGACGCUCUAAAGGUGGCCAUGCCACGGGCAGAUGACUUUCGGCUGCCCCACAUCAAGCAACUCAUCAAGACCCCGAAGCCCAACCCUGUUCACGAGGCAACAGUGGCAUCCCCGCCUUUGCAAGCUCCCGACAGCCCUUCACCACCGAGUUUCCUCGCCGAGUCCCUUCUCGAGCGGCGUCAGAAGCGGCGGCGCGGCCGCUUCCUCGGCUCCGACCCCUCUUCCCCCUCUGGCCCCUCCAAGCCGUCGACCUCGGCCGCGCACGUCGAGUCUGAAUCUGACGAGGACAUGCUCGACUCCUCGGAGUCCGACGAGGAGCUCUCCGAAACCUUGCCCCGUGCGGGUGCUCGUGGGCGACUGUCGCGGCGGGCAUCGGAGGCGAAAGGGUUCAAAGCAUCCCAAGCCAAAGCCUCGAUGGAGCCCGAGCUCGUAGAGCCGGUGGAGCGGGUGGAGCCGAUGGAGCCAAUGGAGCCAAUGGAGCCAAUGGAGCCCGUGCGCGCCUGUGAGCUGGCAGAGCUCUGGAGCGGUUUGGGGGCAUCCUGGGUGGAGUACAAUCAGUGCCUGCUGCCCAGCGUCUUUCCGCAAAUCGAGGGAGAUGCAACUGGAGCCACUUUGGAGGCCUAUCACCACACGCGGCGCUCGGCAUCCUUGUUCGACGUCUCCUUCAAGGUUUGUUUCCGGAUGACGGGAGCGGACCGGGAGUUUGUCGCAGACCAGUUUCUGACUUGCAGUUUGCGAGCCAUGCGGGUCGGCGACGUGCAAUAUGCCUGCGUCCUCGACAGCAAAGGACUCGUCCUGGACGACGCCUUCGUCUUCAUCGAAGAAUCUGCCAUCAACAUCCUGGCUUCCGGCUGGCAUGCCAAGCAACUGCUGGAGUAUCUGGGCCAGUACCUAAUCUACGUGCGGCGCUCUGGUGCGGACGUGUCGUUUGCGACCCGCCCGGGUGCUGUCCUGGCACUACAGGGUCCCAGGUCUCAGGAGGCGCUGGCGCUGGCGCUCCGUGACUUGGAGCUCUCGGCACUCGGCGAGCAGGUCGCCUUGGCGCCGGAGAUACUGCAGGCCAUGCCCUACAUGAGUGCCCUGGCCCUGCGAUCAAGCUCGGACGGCAAGGGUGUUAAAACAAGCAAGUCUGGGGCAGAGGCAGUCGUGCUGCGGGUGGGCACAACGGGUGAAGACGGGUUUGAGCUCCUGGGCCCAUCGCCGCUGCUUCUGGAAGUGGCGACGGCCCUGCUGGCUACACCACUGGUCAGACCUGCUGGUGUCUUUUGCCUGGACAUUCUGCGUAUGGAGGCAGGCCUCCCUCGCGUCGGCGCCGACAUCAGCUCGGGACUCCACACGCCCGUCCGAGCCGCCUUGUCGUGGACACUGGAUCAGGCUAAGAUGAGGAGCCACUUGAUGUUCGGCUGGCAGAAGCUGUUCUUCCAGCUGGCGAAGGGCCCGACGUUUCGCCGUGUGGGCCUGCUGCUGGAUGGUCCUGGGCACGGUGGCUGCCGCCUGCUCUCGAACCCCCAUCGCCAGCCCAUAGGCUUGGUGACCUCGACGGCAUGGAGUCCACAUCUCCGGUGCCGAGUGGCGCAGGCCUACAUACGGCCCGAGUACGCCAAGGCCAACCAGCACGUCCUCCUGACUGUGCCCUACAACCUGCCGGUGAAAAAGAUGCGGAAGAAAGCGGUCCGCCACUGGCUCCGGGCCGGUGACCUGCGCAGCGGGUACCGGCGGCUCGUGGCCGCCUGCGUGGUGCCUUUGCCUUUCGUCCCGCACCGCUACCCAGAGCCUGCACGGCAGCGCCGCACCGCCGCGCGGCUGCGAAGCCGCACAGCAGAGGAGACCUUGUCCUUUGCAGCCCCGACCGCCGAGCCCUCGAGGGCAACGCCUCGACCACAGAGCACCUCUACAGGAGAGCAGCUCCGUGAGAGCUACGAGCAUGCUAGCAAGGACAGGCAAAGCGACCUCUCCAAUGUGUGA